UUGUUUUGCGUUUUUUUUCGCCGUUAUAAAAAUUGCAAUCGAGUGAGUGUUUCCGUUUUGAAAAAAAAAAUGUUAAAAAUCAAGUGGGAAAUAAAAAAUAAUGUUGAUCAAUUUGAAAAAUCGUUAUCUUUCUUGUAUAAAGAUGAGUCAUUGUAUAAAUUUCGUAAUAAUACCUUUACACAGGGGUUUUUUCACUACCGAGUCAAUGUAAAAUUGUAAUCGAGCAAUUUGGCUCCGCCCAUCUUUUUCCGCACAGACAUGUGGGCGGAGCUUAGAUUUUCAAAUUUUCAAAAAGAAAAUUGAAAACCCUUUGGCUCAAAAGACACACGAAUAGAAUGAAAAAAGUCGGGCUAUAUGUGUGUUUGCAGCGACCGACAUCUCGCGAGGCCGGCCACACGCUAUUGUUUUUUUUUGUCGGCCACGUAGCGCGCUGUUUGCGGAGGUUUUUUGUCGUCAGAUAAAAUGUUUUGUACGUGAUUAAUUCUCGGUAGUAAUAAAACCCCUGUGCCUUUAUAUAAAAUUGACAACUCAUUUCUUAUUUUUUCAAUAUUCAGAUGAUGGGUUUAUUUGGCAAGAAGAAAGAUCCGAAAGAGCAGGUUCGCGAGUUGCAAAGAAAAAUGCGACAAGAGAUGCGUGGACUCGACAGACAAGUUUAUUCGAUUCAAAGAGAAGAGCAAAAAGUCACCAAAGAAAUUAAAGAUGCGGCUAAAAAAGGUGAUAAAGAAGUUUGUAUUAUUCUAGCCAAAUCGCUUAUUCAGUCAAGAAAGGUGAACAAAUUUUUCUUUCAUAAAUUCAUCAAUAAUAUUCUUUCAGGCAGUCAGUAAAAUCCACAUGUCAAAAGCGCAAAUAAAUUCAGUGAUUAUGUGUAUGCAAGAACAAUUAGCAACAAUGCGAAUGGCUGGAGCACUUCAAAAAUCAACUGAAGUUAUGAAAAGUAUGCAAAACCUUGUGAAAGUCCCAGAAAUCAUGAAAACUAUGAGAGAAAUGUCACAAGAAAUGAUGAAACUUGGGCUAAUUGAAGAAAUGAUUGAGGACACUUUGGAAAGUGUUGAACCAGCUGAUUUAGAAGAAAAAGCACAAGAAGAAGUUGAGAAUAUUUUGUGGGAAGUUACACAAGGAGAACUCGGAAAAGCACCGCUUGCUGUUAAAGCCAAUCUUAAUCCUGGACAAUCGAUUGGCGAACCUGUUACUGAAGAUUUUGACAGCAUUGCACAACGACUCGCCGAGCUCAGAGACUAA
Molecule: messenger RNA, 1239 nt
Organism: Caenorhabditis angaria
Lineage: Eukaryota; Metazoa; Nematoda; Chromadorea; Rhabditida; Rhabditidae
Source: the annotation of a GenBank genome assembly